Molecule: messenger RNA, 3619 nt
Organism: Aquila chrysaetos chrysaetos
Lineage: Eukaryota; Metazoa; Chordata; Aves; Accipitriformes; Accipitridae
Gene: IL33R
Product: interleukin 1 receptor like 1
Exons: 12
Coding region: 735-2345 (536 amino acids)
Biological process (GO): signal transduction
Molecular function (GO): interleukin-1 receptor activity; interleukin-33 binding; interleukin-33 receptor activity
Source: RefSeq, a predicted model, not a curated record
UCUUCCCCUCAGACACUUAAUUUAGCUGCCAGGGCAGACAACUGGUUUCUCAGCAGCCUUCUUUUAUCAGCUUAGCUUCAGUGAAGCCGUUUCCUUCACUAAAAACUGUUCCUGGUGCUCCAGGGAUUUUCAGAGCUGUUCUCCGGGAGCUGCUGCCAGACUAGACCAGGCAAAGCCGUCACUUGUUUUCGAACAAAAUCUGUUUCAAAGCACCCUCUGUUGGCUGAGCGUCCCUUCUCUGUUCUCCCCGGGUGUGUGAGAAAGCUAGUAACCAGCCAGCAGAUUUAUUGCAGUAUAAUCACGCUAAAAUGGAGUAAUUUCUGAUUAAUGGGAAACCUAUGCUAUUGGUAAAAGAUGUCUGAUGAUUAAUUGGAACGAUGAGAUGUCAUCUCUGAUAGGUACUUAAGGUUACUACAGUAAUUUGCAUGCUCUGCUCUGUUCUGUGGGAGGUGUCUCAAAAUGAAGCUGUAUAUCUUGCUCCUACGGAUAUGAAUUGUACAAGCCAGUUAAAAAGAGUUCCCAGAAAUAUCGGGUACAAGCCACAGCAGAGAAAUCGGUGCAAAGGACACAGCCACAGAGAGCAAGCCACUUCUCUGCUUUCUGAAUUUUCCAGAUGCUUAUCUGUCAUCUGUAGUACCAUGGGACCGCUUCUUCCUCAUACACGAUAGUAGAACCCACCGCUCUGUGAUCUGCAGUGAAGGACAGCGUUCAAGCGAAGGGUUUAUCAAAGAAAUAUGACGGGGUAUGUACAUUUGGUCUUCCUAUCUACCUUCCUCUCGGUUUCUAUGACAUCUGAAACAUUUGAUGCAAUGGAAGGUGAAGCUUUAGUUAUAAAAUGUCCCCAGUGGAGUUCAUCUGUGAAAGUCAACUGGUAUCACACAGAUACUAACAAAAUAAUUCCUGCAGAAGAAGAGGGAUCACAAGUAUUUUCCUUAGAGCGAUUUCUUUGGUUUCUGCCAACUUGUAGACAGGAUUCUGGAAACUACAGUUGUGUUACACAUUUUCCAUAUAAUCGCACAAAGUCGUUCAACAUCAGUGUGCAGGUGCACCCAUACAAGCAAGGAGUAUGUUUCCCAAGUCAGAUUCGUUACCCAAAUGACACUGGAAGAGGAAAAAUUGUUUGUCCUACAAUUGACAAUUAUAAGAAUGCUACUAUCAUCCAGUGGUAUAAGGACUGUAAACCUCUUCAGGGACAGAGAUACUUCAAGGGAGAUAAAUAUAUUUUUAUUAACAACCCAAGAAAGGAGGAUGAUGGUUAUUAUACUUGUCAAUUUACCUACACUCAUAAAGGAAAUGUGUUUAACGUAUCAGCAACAAGGAUUUUCAUAAGUAAGGCAAAACACUCACUUCUGCCUCCUCAAAUUUUAUUUCCAAAGGAUAAAGGUAUAAUAGAAGUGGAGCUUGGUGCUGCUUUGUCUCUGAAAUGUCAGGCCCGCCUGGGGAUUAAGAAACAGCCGAUCGCUGUUGUCACAUGGGAUAUAGAUAACAUCCCAGUGAAACACUUAGAUUCUUCAAGAUUUCAUGAAAAAACUCAUUUUUUUGAAGGACGUGAGCAAGAAUAUUACAGAGAGACCACUUUGCAUAUUACUGAAAUAAAAAAGGAGGAUCUGCAGGCAAAUUUCACAUGUGUAGCGGUGAACGAAAUGCAGAACACAAAAGCCACGGUGACGUUAAAACUUAAAGCACAAAGUGAGGUCGGUCUUCCUAACGUCCCCUUGAUCGUAGGAUCUCUAGUUUUGCUGGUUGCAAUAGCAGUCUCUGUUAUACUUUAUCAGUCCUUCCGAGUUGAUAUCGUCCUACUGUAUCGGGAGAUAUUUCAGCCCUACUCAGUCAAGGACGACGGGAAGAUAUAUGAUGCAUAUAUUAUCUACCCCAAAAGCCACACCAAUGAAGCUAAUUUUGUGGAAUAUUUUGUUUACCAAAUCAUGCCAGAUAUUCUAGAAAAUAAAUGUGGAUAUAAACUGUGUAUUUAUGGGAGAGAUAUAUAUCCCGGAGAAGAUACAGCCAGUGCAAUUGAGAAGAGGAUGCAGAAGAGCAGACGGCUGAUCAUCCUUCUAACCCACCAUCUGAUUAAUUGUAAAGAACAUGCUUAUGAUCAACACAUUGCUUUAUACAACGCCCUCAUUCAAAAUGAUACAAAGGUGAUCCUGCUGGAAAUGGAGACAAUUGGGACUUAUGAGAAGCUUCAGGAAUCUCUUAGAUUUAUUAUUAAGCAGCAAGGUACCAUCAAAUGGAAAGAGCAGCACACUGUGCACCCACAGUCAUCCAAUUCUAGGUUCUGGAAACAGGUGAGGUACCACAUGCCGCUGACACGCAAGUCCUCAUGCUCAGCUAAUGCCGGGUGAACAGUCUAUGAAAAUACUGUUACACUACAAGGAUGGACCACAUGCCUGCACCUCUUUUUCCUUUCAGUAGGUACACGAUUUUACAGUCUGGAAGUCUGGCUGUCUUUUUGAACUUUUUUCAGUCCUUUAAUUGAGUAACGAUAAGGUAAACUGAGGGAAGAGGUCUGGGGAAGUAAGGGAAGUUUUCAUAGGUAUGGGAGUUCUGUAAAUAAAUCAUUCUAGGCUGUCUGCAGAAUUUUGCAAGUCACAGAUAACAAAAUGUACCUAUACUCUUUCUAUAUAUAGUUUACAUAUAACUGAAAGUUAUGAUUCUGAAUAGCUGAAUGUCCUGCAGGUUUGCUUUACCUUUCCAAUGCAGUUGAUCAAACAUAAAUGCCUUCUGUAUUAUUUGACUAGAAAGUAUAAUGUGUAUUAUGCAACUAGAAAAUGUAAUGUUGUGCUUUUGUUAAUUUUUUUCCACCACUUAUUCCUUUUUGAUUCGAUAGUAAUACUCGUACCAUGACAUUUUAUUUUUUCCUUAGUACAGAUGCCUCAGUACAGGCUCUUUUGAGACUGAUGUAAAUACAGCAUUUAAACCCCCCUGCAGUGUUAAGGGAAAUAAAUAAACUGAUAUAUAUUUAUAUGCAUUUUUUAUAUUUUUUAUAUAUAUAUAUAUUAAACUGAAUCUCACACAAAGGGGAAAUUUUGAAUCUUUCAGGUACAACAGACCAUGCUGUUACUGUUGCUAUUAUCUCCAGAUAGAAAUAACAGGUUAGGGUGUUUUUUGUACACUGACAGCAUUUCUUUAAGCUACUGAAAAAAAGAGACUGCAUUUUUAUAGCAGGCAGUAUCCCCUUUUUUUUUCCUCCUGCUUUGACUUUAUGUCUAGUUACACUUAUGUCCCAUAGGGAAUAUCCUGAGAUGCAAAGGUCAGAGCCAAAUCUCCUCCUAGUUCAGGGGAGUAUGAACAAAAUGUGUUCUAGUAUGGACAUCCUUGCAAAAUUUAAUAUUUUUAGCUUCUUAAAACCAGGAAUUUUCUUAUUGUUGGAGAAGGCUUGGUUUUGAGCUUCAGGCUUGCUACCGAAUGGACUUAAAAAGUGAAAAUUAGAUGCAGAACACCUGAUGUUACCAAGUCCAGGCUUACAGAACAGGCAAGUCCUUUCCUUUUACUGUAAGUUUUUAUUGAAUGUGGAUCUUCAGACUUAUGGAUAGCUAUUUGGAGUAGGAAAAAUAUGUAUGCAAUAUAUGUAUAGAUUUUUUUGAACAUUAAAUUAAAAGUUCUAUGGCAAACUAAA